AUGACAAACAGAAUAUUUACCACCUUGGCACUUUUGCCGUUUGUGGCAGGGCAAGGGCUACGAGCAAAUCAACGCGAAGCCCAGGCUUGUGACUGUGAUCCAUACAACUACAAAUAUGAUUUGGAGUGCUGCGGCCCAGCAUGUGCAUUCCCUGACAGUCGAUUUUAUGAUAUAGAUCUCUGCUCCUGUGACCCGUGCGAUGUCAAAGGAACCUGCUACGACAUGGAGCACUGCUGCGAUCCAUGUAUGAAGGAAUCGUCAUGCUUCAGCGAGGAAACGUGCUGCGACAAGUGUGAUCCAAGGUCAUACUGUUUUGACUUCUACGCAGAUUGCGACGUCCACUAUGGAGCACAGACAACCCAUAUUGAAGUGGACUCUAUGACUGUUUCCACCGCUGAAGCGGGCACAGGAAAUGUAACGAUUGUCGACACAGCAGGAGCGAAAAUUGAACCGGAAAUUGUCGCUGUUGAAGCAACGUCAUAUGGAGGUGGCGAAUAUUACGACGUCGACGAACGUCCACUUUAUUCUAUUACAGUUGAUGCUUUCUCUCCAGCUAGGCUGGGAGGAAGAGCAGAGGGAAUCGGAGAAAUUUAUCCAUUUGGAGGCAGAGUGACGAGCGCUUCUGAUACGACCGACCAUUACGUUAAUACGAAUGCUGAUGGUUCAAUUUAUUCCCUCUACAUCACUCAUGAGGGAUACUGCACGAGAACAAGUACGAUUGGGUCAGUGCGAGGGGUUUGCCAUUGGCAAUAUACCAUCGAUGAAGUGGGUACAUUCGUUGCCUCUGGAGGAUUGGGAGAUCCCUCUGAAGCGAGCACCCUUGCCAUUGAGGGUGGUACUGGUAUGUUGAUUGGUGCCACAGGAUCUGUCACGGUUUACGGCGCUACGGUUAAUAGUGCGUCGUUUCCCAACGUUGCCCAAAGCGGAACAGAUCCUUUUGCAGGAGUAGAUGGCUACUUGCACGCCAUCAGAAUGUAUGCCGAUGAUGCCUUCUCAAACGGCUCGACGAACGGUGUUUUCGAAACUAUGGCGCCAACUACACCCACAGCGUCGCAAUCCAAUUCGCCAUCAGCGGCACCGUAA
Molecule: messenger RNA, 1083 nt
Organism: Cylindrotheca closterium
Lineage: Eukaryota; Bacillariophyta; Bacillariophyceae; Bacillariales; Bacillariaceae
Source: the annotation of a GenBank genome assembly